CCUAUCACAUGUCGAGUGGACAUUUGCCCUUGAGUCAGAGGAUGGACGAGUGGACAUUUGCCCUUGGAUCUCCCAUAUGACUCCAUUAACUUCCAACUCAUCGAUAUCAUGGCCCCACGAAUGAAGCAAACGCAGCCUCAGCCCAAGACAGAGGCUACCACCAAGACCCGCGCGCCGAAUUGGCCUCCUUUGACUCCUGUCAUACCGGCGGCGCAUCUUUCCAUGGAGACGGUCUUAGCAGGACAAAUUGUGAUUAUCCGAAAUCUAUUCACCUCCGCGCUAUGCAGGAACUACGUAUCUUUUCUGUCUACAUUACCCUUGACUACGACGCCGGGAAAGCCUAAGCGUGGAGAGGCAGUCCGGGUCAAUGACCGCUUCCAAGUCGACGAUCCUGCUUUUGCGAACAGACUCUGGGAGGCAAGUGGGCUCAAGUAUCUAGUGGAGAUGAAUGAAGAUGAAACGACCUUCGAUGGCAAGGUUCUCGGCUUGAACCCAAACAUCCGAGUCUACAGGUAUCGACCUGGUCAGUUCUUUGAUAGACACUAUGAUGAGAGUAAUAAAUUACAGUUUGGCGAAGGCAAGGUACCGGCCAAAACGACGUGGACUCUGCUGAUCUACCUCACAACCUGCGAAGGUGGCGAGACUGCCUUCUACCCAGAGGCUCUCAAGAAGGGUGGGAGACCACCUAACCCAAUAGUGGUCCCUCUCGAGACCGGUAUGGCACUCCUUCACAAGCAUGGCGAUGAUUGUCUGUUCCACGAGGGAAAAGAAGUCCGAAGUGGAGAGAAAUGGGUGCUGAGAAGCGAUCUCGUCGUAGCCAGGUGACGCUGGUGGUGUUGCUGAUACAACUUAGUUGGAUGAUGUCGAUGAUCAUGCACAAGGCUGCUCGGACUCAUCGUUUCAGGUGCUCGGCGUCGGUCUCUGAGAUUGUGUCCUCUUUAGCGUUGGCCAGCAUCGUGUCGAUACCCUUGUCCUUGAGGACUUUCUACAGGCCAGUUAGGUUUGAUCCCUCAGAGGUCAGGAAUGGCGCACGGUUAAGCAAGAUUUGUAUUGCUUGAAGAGUGGUUCGCAUUCGUCGGUGGAUG
Messenger RNA from Exophiala xenobiotica, 1085 nucleotides. RefSeq lists its product as uncharacterized. The transcript has a single exon. Gene Ontology annotation, molecular function: L-ascorbic acid binding; iron ion binding; procollagen-proline 4-dioxygenase activity. Gene Ontology annotation, cellular component: endoplasmic reticulum. Gene Ontology annotation, biological process: peptidyl-proline hydroxylation to 4-hydroxy-L-proline. NCBI's taxonomy places the organism in Eukaryota, Fungi, Ascomycota, Eurotiomycetes, Chaetothyriales, Herpotrichiellaceae. The coding region runs from base 109 to 825 and encodes 238 amino acids. The record is from RefSeq and is a predicted model, not a curated record.